CGUUUAGUUGCACUCACGACUAGACCUUAUCCUCCCGCUUCCUAUCUUCGUAGAUUACCGUCACCACGUAUGUAUACCCCCACGCCGAAACGCCACCGGCUCCACCGUGCACCCCACCCCGCCUUUCUCUCUCUCUCUAAUAUUUCCACCAAAAUCUGCUUCCCAAUUUUCAUUAUUUUCUUUUGAUUACAAGAAACAAAAAGAAUGUCAGCUGCUUCUGUUACACUUUCAGUGGCAGCCACUGCCACCACCAUUUCCAAUCCCUCAAACUCAAUUCACCAUUUCUCUCUCACCGCCACUCAUUUCUUUCCCUUUAAAUCAAAACCCAUAAAGUCUCCAAACCUCAAAUCCCAUUACAAUCUAAAUUCCCCACCUUUUUCCCACUCUGUGUUAUUCUGUGCUUCGGCUGCAUUUGACAGCGUCGAAAUCACUCAAGAAGAGACUCAAGAAAUAGUACCAGAACAAGAAGUUGUUGAAAAGGGUGAAGACGAUGAGGGAGUGGAAUCACAGUCAGCUGAAGCUGGUAGAUUGUACGUGGGCAAUUUGCCAUUUUCAAUGACGUCUUCCCAGUUAUCAGAAAUUUUUGCAGAAGCUGGUCGUAUUGUUUCCGUGGAGAUUGUCUAUGACCGAGUUACAGAUAGGAGCCGGGGAUUUGCAUUUGUUACAAUGGGCAGUGCUGAGGAAGCAAAAGAGGCAAUUCGGUUGUUUGAUGGAUCUCAAAUUGGAGGACGAACUGCUAAGGUGAACUUCCCUGAGGUGCCUAGGGGAGGUGAAAGGGAAGUAAUGGCUCCAAAGAUAAGAAGCAGCUAUCAAGGUUUUGUAGAUAGCCCCCAUAAGAUAUAUGCCGGGAACCUCAGCUGGAACCUCACGUCUCAAGGCCUAAGAGAAGCUUUUGCAGAUCAGCCAGGAUUCCUGAGUGCUAAGGUAAUCUAUGACCGGGACUCCGGAAGAUCUCGAGGUUUUGGGUUUAUAAGUUUUGCAUCAGCUGAAGAAGUAGAAUCUGCACUAAAUGCCAUGAAUGGAGUGGAGCUUGAAGGCCGGCCACUAAGGUUAAACUUGGCGGAGCAGAGAACCCCUGUAUCUCCUCCGGAGGCUAUUCGUAGUAUUUCAGAUAAUGAUCUGGAGAACAGUGAGAUUCUUUCAAGUUUUAGUCCUUGAGGUACAUUUUUGGUACGCCGCACUGGAAUGGACAUGGCUUGAUAGUAUAAUGAACAAGAGUUUAGCUUAUUUUCUUUAUCAAAAUAAUCAAGUUCCAUCUAAUACUUGUUACUUAACGUACCAGAGGAGUUCAAAGAAAUCUGGAAUUUUUCAUAUCGGCCAGAGGAUAGCGGAGAGCAGAAUGCAUGCAAAACUAAUGUCAGAUUUUGUUAUCAGUGCAUGCCUUGGGUUUUAUUGUAUUUAUAGUAUUAUUUGCUUGAUUUAAUCCUUCUACAGAAAAAUACUUCACAGAAUUGCACCAAAUGCGGGUGUGUCAGCAUCUGGUUUGACCUGCUUUUUUUUUUUGGGCCAUUAUCCAACAUAUUGCUACCAAGUGUCUUCUGUAUAAAUUCUAAAAGCCAAAUUCUAUACGUGUAGAACUACUGUAUUUCUUUACUCUUCUAACAUGUUAUAUUGAGAUCGUGUCGUUCUUAAGAAAUGAAGUUUCUUUGAAUCUA
Molecule: messenger RNA, 1655 nt
Organism: Olea europaea var. sylvestris
Lineage: Eukaryota; Viridiplantae; Streptophyta; Magnoliopsida; Lamiales; Oleaceae
Product: 33 kDa ribonucleoprotein, chloroplastic
Exons: 4
Coding region: 205-1158 (317 amino acids)
Cellular component (GO): cytosol
Molecular function (GO): mRNA binding
Source: RefSeq, a predicted model, not a curated record